Messenger RNA from [Candida] anglica, 1251 nucleotides. The record is from the annotation of a GenBank genome assembly. Lineage: Eukaryota; Fungi; Ascomycota; Pichiomycetes; Serinales; Debaryomycetaceae.
UACCCAAUACACAUUUUAAGAUGUCAUUCAACUCGCCUCCAACGGUGCUUCGGAUCAAGAGAAAGCGAGAUCAAGACCCGCUCCAGGCCUUGAUUUUGGAGGACCGGAACACAAAGAAAUCCAAGCCUUCGUCGUUGGCUUCAUCUGUAGCACUGACUCCCGUGAAAGGGGUGCCUGGAGCAACCUCUGCUGUAAAUGAGAGUCUUUUAUUCACCUUGACGCGUACGGACGAGUCGUCGGCCGUGGUGACGGACGAGACGGUGAUGCAGUCGAUUUUAUCGGAGAGUAGAAGAAAGGGCCAGGGCCGGAAGUUUGUGAUUCCUAAACGGCAACUUGAAGAAGACACGGUGAUCCCCAACGAAUUGACAGACAUGUUAGAUUCGCUUUUGGUUGAAGAUGGUGCCUCUUCUGCUGCAGCAGAGGGAGGUUCACUGAGACCCAAGAAGAGAAGACAUCAUGGUAGUAGUAGUAGUAGGAAUAUUGGUAGUAGUAGUAACAUCCCGACACAUGUAAAUCCAGAGCCAUCGAUCAAUGACCAAGUCCAACGAGACCAUGAGUACUCUGCUGAUCCACACUCUUCUCCAUCCACACAACUAUCAGAGUACGUCUAUGACGUGUACCAGCUUGCAUCUCCUGAAGCCAUGACCACGGCCAACCAUCCACUGUCCACCAUCGGAUACAUUCGGUUCUUUGAUGAUGAGGAAAACGACCUUUAUCAAUCCGAUGACGAUGAUAACAACAAGUUACAACUUUCUGACGAUGAGGACUCCAAUGCCGAAGACUUCUACCAGAACGAUUACCCUGAGGAUGAGGAUGCUGGAGCCUUUAGUGACACCUACACCGACGAGGAGGCUUCAAACGAUGAUGACGACGAGGCCGAUGCCGGGGCUGAAGACGAUGAAAACGCAGAUAUCUAUCUUGUUCAGCCGAAUGCCACCGAUGAUCUUGUUGAAGGCUUUGACUACAUCGAGAGCCAAGACGCGGUGGAUGGAAUUGCCAACGAAGAGUUGGAAGAUCUCUACGACCAGUUUUAUGACGAUGAUGACUACGAUGACGACGACCAUGUGGACUUCUUGGAGGAUGACGAGUUUGAAAGAAACGAGUUUUUCCCAGAAGAUCGAGACAGUGAGUUGGCCAUUCACCGAGACCGUAUAUUUGGCAAGCUUCAACGGAUGAUUGAUGAGCGAGAGUGAGUCGAAGGACUCUCCACUCGUAUGUAUGGCAAUAUAUAUAUACCUGUCUCUAUUCCCC